UGGGGACGCGCAGCUUGUCGUGGCUGCCGUCGGUGUGUCCUACCAGCCUCCGCUCCUGUUUUGGCAUUAAAAAUAGACCGGUGCUGAUCACAGACUUAUGUUUCGGCUGCCUCACUGCCCGUCGGGAAUUAUUUGUGCGCUGCUUUCGUUUUAAUCACCGAACCGUGACCGCGAGGGAGCAAAUGCGCAUCGGCGUGCGCAUCUUUGAACCUCCAGAAGCACGCUGUGGACAAUCUCCCUGACAUCCGAAGACCUCUCCUCCGCAAUCCGACGAGGGCUUCUACACCGCCUAUGGCCGCACAUCGGCAUCCCUGAGCCGCUGGCCUCGUCGCGGACCUUUCACCCGCUGCUGUCCUGGAAAAGUCUCCGAAUCAGGGAGACAUCUCCACAAAACAUUUUCUUUUUUUUUUUUAUUUUUUUUUAUUUUUCUUUCUUUUUUUUGUAAUAUUCAGAAAUCGCUUGACAUUUUUUAAAGAGCCCGGUGCUAUGCUGGGCCCAUCUCUCUAGAUCUUGUGAUCAAUAGCCUGCACGAUCUCUCCUCCCACAUUCGUCCGAAGAGACCCCGGUCCCUCUCUGCCUCUCUCCGAGCCCCGACGAUGCGUCCUCACGCAGUGAUGCUGGCGGUGGUCCUUCUGGGGAACUUGAUGCUGUCUUUCACCUCCGCGCAGAACGCUGGGUUUGUGAAGUCGCCACUCUCUGAGACUAAGCUCACGGGGGACACCUUUGAGCUGUACUGCGAGGUGGUGGGUAACCCCACUCCCGAGAUCCAGUGGUGGUACGCUGAGGUCAACCGAGCGGACUCCUUCAAGCAGCUGUGGGACGGAGCCCGCAAGCGGCGGGUGUCCAUCAACACGGCGUACGGCACCAAUGGAGUCAGUGUGCUCGGCAUCACGCGCCUCACACUGGAGGACUCUGGGACCUAUGAGUGCCGGGCGAGCAACGACCCGAGGCGCAAUGAUCUCCGACAAAACCCCGCCAUCACCUGGAUCCGCGCCCAGGCCACCAUUUCGGUGCUACAGAAACCAAAGAUCAAUGCCUCUGAUCAGAUCAUCCUGUCAGCGGAGACGUCGGGUAAACCAGUCAUCCUGGAGUGUAAUCUCACCACUGCGCACACACCGCAUAAGGAAAGCUUCUGGAUGAAGAAUGGCCAGGAGAUCCCCAACACACGGACAGAGAACAGAAACACGAUCUACAGAAUCAAUAAACCGCGAGCAGACGAUUCUGGGGAGUACAUGUGUGUUUACACAUUUGAGACAGCACCCAAUGCAAAUGCAACAAUUGAAGUAAAAGCGAAACCUGAUAUCACUGGCCACAAGCGAAGCGAGAAUAAAAAUGAAGGGGAAAACGCGAUGCUCUACUGCAAAUCUGUUGGCUACCCGCAUCCCACCUGGACGUGGCGGAAAACGGACGGAACCGUUUCCACGGACAUUGACAACUCCACCGGGCGCUUCUUCAUCACUAACAGAGACAACUACACAGAGCUCAACAUCAUUAACCUGGAUAUAAACACAGACCCUGGAAUAUACGAGUGCAAUGCCACUAAUGCAAUUGGGAACACCGCUGAGACCACUAUUUUACGAGUGCGCAGCCAUCUUGCACCACUUUGGCCUUUCCUGGGUGUGCUUGCAGAAAUUAUAAUCCUAGUCGUCAUCAUCGUUGUGUAUGAGAAGCGCAAGAGGCCAGACGACAUUAUUGAUGACGACGAACCAGUGGGACCCAUGAAAACAAAUUCAACAAACAACCACAAGGACAAAAACAUUCGCCAGAGGAAUACGAAAUAAGCAAUUUACCCAAAUGAGAUGGCUAAACUGCAUUUCCUGACUCCAAGGUACCAGAGGUGGAUUGAGCUCCGGGCAGUUUUUUGGAAAAAAAAAAGCAUAUCUUGUCUCAUUUUAUGAGAAACAAUAUCAGCAUAACACUGGCAUCAAAAAGAACAUAAUGGCUGUCUUAAGCAUGCCUUAUUCAGUCUUACAUGGAGAUUUCAGGAUGGCAAAUAAUGACUAAAAGCACCACAAAGGUGUACACAUUUUUAAUGUGCUGUUGAUGUCUCCUUUAUUAAUUUCAUCAUGUCCUCGAAUGAGGUGAUCCCUUUUGUAUUACAUAUCAUGUACAAUGCAUGCAAGACAAUUACGCAAUAGGAUACUCAGAAUAGAUUUUUUCAGAUCUUCUGUUGUUAUCCCUCGUGUGGCUUUUUUUUCUUUGCAUCCAAAAUGACAUAUGUUUUUAAGACGUCAUCUCAUAUAUAUAUAUAUAUAUAUAUAUAUAUAUAUAGUUUGUUUUAUUCUUGAGCAAUUUGUACAGCAUAUCAUGGUCAUUUACUUCUUUGAUUUGUGGGGAGUCUUCUUUUUUCAGAACUUUUCUCGUGAAGCAAGGGCUUCAAUGACUGGCAGUAUUUAAAUUUAAUUGAGAGUGCUUACAGAAAAUGACUACUGUGUGUUUAACUAUCUUAAUAAAAAUGAUAUGUGUAUUAUUUUUAUUUUGUUUCCAGAGUAACUUAGGUGUCUUGUAUAUGUUGAAGUAUGAGUGUUCAAAUGAUAGGAAAUCUGUAAAAGAAAAAAUAUUUUUUUUAUAAUUCCCAAAUUCAUUAAUUGAUUUUUAUUUUUCUUUUCUCUCUUUAACUGUAUAGCAUGGCUAUAAUCCUAUGCAAUAUGUAUUCUUAAAUAGAUAUAUGGAGGGCAGUUUGUUUUACUCAGUGAAGCUUUAAUAUUGUGGGAUCACUUGGAAGCUGGCAUAGCAAAAUUCACUGCUGUAGCUGCAUGACUCCUCUUUCAAUACAAUGUAUCAAUGUGUGUUGCGGUGGAAAUGGACCUGCAUUAAGUUGGGAACAGAGGGACCAGAGUAUAUAGCCACGAUCUAAAAUAUGAGUGAGACCAAUAUUUUUUUUCUGAAUAAAAACUUGACAAAAGAAA
Salarias fasciatus (jewelled blenny) is the source of this 2909-nucleotide messenger RNA. It is a transcript of the gene nptnb, whose product is annotated as neuroplastin b. The record is from RefSeq and is a predicted model, not a curated record. Bases 597 to 1781 code for a protein of 394 amino acids. Lineage: Eukaryota; Metazoa; Chordata; Actinopteri; Blenniiformes; Blenniidae. Gene Ontology annotation, molecular function: cell-cell adhesion mediator activity. Gene Ontology annotation, cellular component: axon; plasma membrane. The transcript is spliced from 9 exons. Gene Ontology annotation, biological process: axon guidance; dendrite self-avoidance; homophilic cell-cell adhesion.